CGGCUCUUCCAAAUGUUCUUCGGAAAUUUGAUUGCUGUUUGAAGUCUGAACACCGAUAAACCCUAAACCCCAAAUCACUCACGAUGAAUGUACUACAGUUAAGCACAAUACAACUCCCCCUUAUCUUCAGUUCGACGUUCACCCAAUUGAACCAUAUUAAUUCAUCUCCAAACCUUUUUACUUCCAUUAAAUUACGCUCUAGUCGCAAACCAUGUAAAUAUUUGGUUAAAGCUGGUGAGAACCGACCACCGAAGUCCACGGAUUUGCUGACACAAAUUAGAGAACUCGAAGCAGAAGGUGAAGAUGAAGACCAUGAUGAUAAUGAUUUGAUUGAUAUUGAUUGGGAUAAAGUGGAGGAUGAAUUUUCUCCAAAGGGCCCGUUUAAAGGAGAAGGAGAAGAAGGAAUGGAUUAUGAUAAGGAUCCUGAAUUUGCUGAAAUUUUGGGAGAUUCUCUUGACGAUCCAGCUAAAGCAAGGUCUAAAAUAGAAGAGAGGAUGAAGAAGAAAAGGGACAAGAUACUGCAGCGCAAAACCGGUUCAGCCACACCCAUGAGAGUGACUUUUAAUAAAUUUGACUUCAACAACUCGUAUAUUUGGAUUGAGUUCUACCAUGCUCCAAUGGAGAAAGACAUUAGGAUGAUUUGCGAUACGAUUCGUUCAUGGCAUAUUGUUGGACGCCUUGGUGGAUGCAAUUCUAUGAAUAUGCAAUUAUCACAAUCUAUUACGGAUAAAAGACCGAGUUAUGAUGAUAUUUUAGGAGCAAACAUUGAACCCACGACAUUUUAUAAUAUUAGUGACCUUGAGAUUCAAGACAAUGUUGCACGUAUAUGGGUGGAUAUUGGUACAAGUGAGCCUUUGUUGUUGGACAUAUUGAUAAAUGCAAUGACACAGAUAAGCUCUGACCAUGUUGGAAUCAAGCAGAUGGUUUUUGGUGGAUCUGAAUUUGAAAACUGGAGUCCAAGUUUGACAUCAGAGGAUGAAGGUUAUAGUGUACAUAAAAUCUAGUCAAACAUUCAUCAUCUCAUGUGUAAUAUUCACCAUUUUGUUGUCAUAAUAAUAUAAUAUAAUAUCUUUAAGGGUUAUCUUGUUUACUUUGGUAGAGAAAGGAAGAAAUAGGAUGAUGUAUGAUUUACUUCACCAAGUAAAAUGAUAUAGUUUCAUUUAUCUUUUUUU
Messenger RNA from Lactuca virosa, 1172 nucleotides. Lineage: Eukaryota; Viridiplantae; Streptophyta; Magnoliopsida; Asterales; Asteraceae. The record is from the annotation of a GenBank genome assembly.